GACACUCUUGUUUUGCUUCUUGACAACACUGGCGGGGUUGAGCUAGCAGCGGCCCGGGCUCCAGCCCCCGCGGGAGCAGGGGCCGAUGAACUGUGAUUUGGUCACAGUGUAGAUGUCUGUUGGUCUCCUGCCGUGCGCCCCACACCGGACUUCACGAGCUGGGGCAUCUACAGUGGAGGGAAGUCCUUCCCCGCAGGCAGCUGUCCGAACUCACAGCUUGCUGCUAAGUCAUGACUGGCUGUGAGAUGUCACCAGAUCACCCCUUGGGGAAAGAAGUUUCUGCUCCUGCCAAGCUGGCAGGGCCUGCUUCCUGAAGCGCCUGUGUGUGUCUUCCUCACCAGUCCCAGCACCCCCAGAAAGCCCAGUCUCCUCCCCGGCCACAGUGGAGGGAUCAUGGGAGAAGCGGAAGGGAAGAAAGAUGAGGCUGAUUAUAAGCGACUGCAGACCUUCCCUCUGGUCAGGCACUCGGACAUGCCAGAGGAGAUGCGAGUGGAGACCAUGGAGCUGUGUGUCACGGCCUGUGAGAAAUUCUCCAACAACAACGAGAGUGCCGCCAAGAUGAUCAAAGAGACCAUGGACAAGAAGUUCGGCUCCUCCUGGCACGUGGUGAUCGGCGAAGGCUUCGGCUUCGAGAUCACUCAUGAGGUGAAGAACCUCCUCUACCUGUACUUCGGGGGGACCCUGGCCGUGUGUGUCUGGAAGUGCUCCUGACACGGCCCCCCUCCCCCUGCCCCCGACCCUGCAGGGCCUGUUCUUGCCUGUCACCUGGCAUGGGGCCAGCCCCAGGCAGGCCCUCGGCUCACGAAGGAGAGCGUGGUGUCUUUCUUUUGUCCUGUGUGCCCAUGUCCUGAGCCGUGCCCAGUGUGUGAACAUACUGACAUCUCUACCCCAGGCCCCCAGCCACCUCCCUCCGAGUCCAGGGUGUGCGGGGGCAGCAGGCAGUGGUCUCCGUGCAGGGAGGGCAGGGAGACGCGACAGGGUAGCAGGAGGGCGGGGAGGUGGAACUUUUCUCCCAAGGACAUGCCAGCCCCUCCUGUCUCAUGGGCCGAGUCCCCUCGCACCUGGGAGCCCCCUGCUCUCCCACCCCAGCACUGCUGGCAGGUGUCCACUGUCCUCGUCCUGACCGACCAUAUGCAAUGGCCCCAAGAAAGAGCUUCUCCUCCCCAGGGGCACUGGCAGCUUCUCUCCUGUCCUCUGGAGAAGUGGUGACUCCCCAGAGCCCCAUCCCCACCCCCGACGCCAGGCUUCGUGAACCUUCUCCGCUGCCUCCACCUUCGCAGUUGGUGUCCAGUGGCCGAGGGCGUGGGGACUGCCGCCGAGCAGUCUCUCAAGGUGCCACGGAGCCUCGGUGAGCCGCCGGGCCAGGGGCGUGCUCACCGAGAGGCCUGUUUGAGCAGGGAACCUGGCCUGCCAGCACUUCUCAUCAGGGACCGCAUGCGCUUUGUACUCCUGUUCCGCUGGGUUUUCUAUGUUCUUUCUGCGUGGGGGAAGCGUUUUAGUAGAAGGGUGAAGCCUAUUUUACAUAGCGUUCUUAUUUAUAUAAAUGUCUUGGUUUUUACAAUUAAAAUGGCCAGAAACUGA
This is a messenger RNA of Artibeus jamaicensis (Jamaican fruit-eating bat), 1581 nucleotides long. It is a transcript of the gene DNAL4, whose product is annotated as dynein axonemal light chain 4. The coding region runs from base 394 to 711 and encodes 105 amino acids. Gene Ontology annotation, biological process: microtubule-based process. The record is from RefSeq and is a predicted model, not a curated record. The transcript has 5 exons. Gene Ontology annotation, cellular component: dynein complex. Gene Ontology annotation, molecular function: dynein intermediate chain binding; dynein light intermediate chain binding. Lineage: Eukaryota; Metazoa; Chordata; Mammalia; Chiroptera; Phyllostomidae.